Messenger RNA from Bombyx mori (domestic silkworm), 5285 nucleotides. Its product is annotated as UNC93-like protein. The record is from RefSeq and is a predicted model, not a curated record. Bases 445 to 2091 code for a protein of 548 amino acids. Gene Ontology annotation, molecular function: potassium channel regulator activity. Lineage: Eukaryota; Metazoa; Arthropoda; Insecta; Lepidoptera; Bombycidae. The transcript is spliced from 8 exons. Gene Ontology annotation, biological process: regulation of muscle contraction; regulation of potassium ion transport. Gene Ontology annotation, cellular component: plasma membrane; striated muscle dense body.
CUAGGCGCACAAGUUCCCGAGAUCGGACGUCGCAGGCGCUGCGGCAGGGUGCGCCGCCGCCGGCUGGCCGCUAGUGCUGCUAUCAUAAAGUGGCCCCCGCUCCUCGCGGCCUUCAGUCAAACCUGAGACCUGCGAACGCCAACACGCCUUCGCGACGCCCACUCUCGCAACGAACCGCCGAGACACAACACGCGAAGUGAACACUUGUGAGCGAGUCGCGCGCCCUUUCUCUCACGCAGUGUGAUCGUGCUCUGGUACGUGAAUGCAGAACCGGACUACUCUCUUAACACGAGACAUCACCGAUAGAUCCGUUUGGACAUUUAGCAUUACCCAGCAGCCGCCGAGGCCUGGCCUGCCACUCACCCGGACCCCGCCACGGACCCGCGGGGAUUUAUCAACGACUUCUAGAAACGACGAAAACGUAGGCAAAAGAGAUAACACGGCAUGACGGCUACUCACGGAGGCGGACGUGAAGAUGAACGUCCGGACAAAGAUUCUGUAUACACCAUCAAAAUCGGGUUCAAGAAUGAUGGUUAUCAGCACGACCGCGACUCGAACGAUGACAUAGUCAAACCCCCGCCUUUGCCCACCGAGGAGGACAACUACUCAACCGGAAAAGUAAAGCUUUCCAGGAACGAGAAAUGGAGAAUUCUAAAGAACGUGGCAGCGGUUAGCGCCGCAUUCAUGGUCCAGUUCACCGCUUUCCAGGGAACCGCAAACCUGCAAUCGUCGAUAAACGCCGCAGAUGGCCUAGGAACAGUCUCACUGAGUUCCAUCUACGCAGCCUUGGUAGUCUCGUGUAUAUUUGUACCAACGUUCCUGAUAAAAAGACUAACUGUUAAAUGGACCCUUUGCCUCUCAAUGAUAUGUUACGCACCAUACAUCGGGGCCCAGUUCUACCCGGCAUUCUACACGCUGGUGCCGGCGGGUGUUAUUGUAGGUCUGGGCGCAGCUCCUAUGUGGACUGCAAAAGCGACGUAUCUCACGCAAGCGGGUAGCGUUUACGCGAAGCUAACUGACCAAGCCGUUGACGGGAUUAUCGUGCGAUUCUUCGGCUUCUUCUUCCUAGCUUGGCAAACGGCUGAACUGUGGGGAAAUCUGAUCUCAAGCCUCGUGUUUUCAUCGGGAGAGCACAGCACAAACUCUACAGUCGUGGAUACCAACAAGACUGCCCUUACGUGUGGAGCUAACUUUUGCGUCAUAGGAGGUGGUCACCAUGACAACCAGAAUUUGCACCGACCACCGGACAGCGAGAUCUACGAAAUCAGUGCAAUUUACUUAUCCUGUGUCGUUGUCGCCGUCAUAAUGGUAGCCCUUCUUGUUGACCCAUUGUCUAGGUAUGGUGAAAAACAAAGGAAAGCUGAUCCAUCUAAGGAGCUCAGCGGUAUACAAUUGUUAUCUGCUACCGCUUAUCAGCUGAAGAAGCCAAAUCAGCAACUUCUUAUUCCAAUCACCAUCUGGAUUGGAAUGGAGCAAGCUUUUAUUGGAGCUGACUACACUCAGGCAUACGUCUCGUGCGUUCUCGGAAUUCGCUCUAUAGGCUACGUCAUGAUAUGCUUCGGCGUCGUCAACGCUCUCUGUUCGCUGGUAUUUGGUUCGGCCAUGAAGUUCAUCGGUAGAUUUCCCAUAUUGAUAAUGGGGGCCGCACUGCAUUUCGGCCUGAUUGUCUGGCUGCUUGUAUGGAAACCCGACCCCAGAUUUCCGACGGUGUUCUUCGUAAUUUCUGGACUGUGGGGUGUUGGAGAUGCCGUAUGGCAAACUCAAGUCAACGGCUUGUACGGUGUCCUGUUCAGGCGCAACAAAGAGGCUGCGUUUUCAAACUACCGCCUCUGGGAAGGCGCUGGUUUCGUUGUGGCUUAUGCCUACUCAACGCACCUGUGCGCCAGAAUGAAGCUUUACGUGAUGAUGGUGGUGCUCUUAAUCGGUGUCGUUGGAUACAUUAUAGUUGAAAUUCUACAUAAAAGGAAGGCUCUUCGUCAGAAGGCUAUCGCAGAGGACCCGGCAAUCGCCGCUCAAGCCGCCAAAGAACCACCAGAAGAAGACGACGAGAAGGAUGAAAUUGACGACGAAAUCGUCAUCACUCACCUGUAAAGCCAUGGCUGCUUGUCUCGGGCUGUACCGGGACGCAGCUAGUGCACUAGUGUCCUAUCUGAGCAGACCGUCACAUCUCAUUAAAGGUCGUUUCACAAAGGUUUGUGCUUUUGCAAAGCCUUUACGUCGUCAACAAAUGCCCCGUUAUAUUUGGAGCAUCACACUGCCCAGUUAGGACAUACGAAAAAUCACGUCAAAUAACUCCACAGGCAACGUAGAACUUCCAUGACGUACAAAAUAUCAUGCCAUACAUGUAUAUUAAUAUAAUUUCAGAUGAUAAUCUAGUUUAGGUACACAAAAUCUCUGACAUUCGUAUUGUAAACAUAAAUGAAAUGGAUAUCUAUGUAAUCUUUUCUAUAGUUUUAAUAGUCGACUUCAAAAAUUCUAUGCGAAAUAUUACAAUAGUACAAAAUUGCAUGCGUGUUUUCUAAAUAUUUUUCUUUUCAAUUUUAAUCAUGACAAAUUUUAACAAAGUGAAUAUUUAUGUUUUAUUAUUUUAAAUUUUUAAUAAAUUUGUACAAUCUAACAUAUAUAUAGGGCUGGCUUUUCAAGAAAAUUAUAUUAAUAUUCUUUAAACUCUCUGUCAUUCUUUUGUGCGUUAUCUUUCGUCUUAUUGUUUGACAUUUGGUAGAUUGACUUUUUUAUGUUUCAAUGUGUAAAAUUGUGUGUUUUCAGAGAUAAAUUUAUUUCUUCAUGACUUUUUGAAAUGUAAUAAUAGUGUUAUAAAUCAAACGUUAUUCUGAUAAAAUAUAAUUAUCACGAACGGACUAGCAAAUUUAAUUAUCUAUGUUGAUUUCUUCAGUUGAAAUCGAAAAGGGGUUGAUAUAUAAAUUUUAUUAUAUUUAUUAAAAAUAGCUAGUUCAAAAACAAAAUUUCAUCGAAGUGGUAAAAUAUGAAUUUGUAUUAAAAUCAGUGCAGGUAAGGCAUUUCACGCACGUUGCAGUACUGUGUGCCUUACAACAAAAAAUUGCGUGAUUUGCAUCUGGGCAUGGCUUUAUUAUAUUUUUGAUCGUUUUCAUAAUAAUGAAUAUCAUUACAAUAUCCGUGGCUGUCCAUUGGAUCCCAUGAUAGUUGCUAUUAAAUAAAUUGCUUCCUGCAGACGUAGACAAAUGCUGUUGUCUUGUCAGCUACAUAAAAGAAAUAAUAAAUGGUUCUAGCAUUGUCUUUUACUGGCGAGUAUUAUUGCUGCGAAAUCUUCCACAGUCAAUUUAAUUGUACGCGGAAGAAAAAUAUAUAAUUUCGUCCUAUUUCGGUUCCCAGCGUGUUUGUACAAUUGAAAAUAUUUAUUGUAGACUUUAUAUUUAAUUAUUGUUUCGAAAAGCACUUCUUGAAUGAUUUUGCAAAUCUUAUUUUAUUUUUAUUGCAACAAUUCUCAUGAUCGUAAUUUUGAACUCUUUAAGAAUUUAAAAUUUUAUCUUUUUUUUUAUUUUUUUUAUUAAUUUAUUAUAAUAUCAUCGACAGAUAUCGUUACAUGAAUUUUAUGUUAUAAUAUUUUAUGAGACAUAAUAUAUCUAUUAAAAUUAUUUAUUUAGACAUUUGUUUUAAAAUGUAGUAAAGCGAUAUCCAUUAGGCACGUCGUCCACGACAUUACUCAAAACAUGACAGAUUCAAACUCGGAUGUGUCAACGUUGUAUUUUAAUGGCGGUUUCGAGUAGGUAAUAAUUUUUUUUUAAAUUUAUUGGCAUCGUAUAAGAACCUGUCAUUCUUAUAUCUAAUUAGCAGCUGGCUUACUCUAUUUUGAGUAGUAUCGUGGACGGAGGCCGAGAACAUUUUUAAACACCGACGUUUGAUGUCAUCUAUUUUAUUUGGAUGUUUAUAAAUUAAAGUAUACAUAAGAUAUUUAGAUCAAAUAAAUUAAUUUUUAGGAAUAUAAAUAUUUUAAAUAGAUAGGUUACUUAGAAUGUAGAUAAAUUGACAAACGACCCGUAGGAAAUAUGUAGAAAUAAAAUGUUUCGUUUAUUAAUAAUUAAUGAAAUAAAUACUACAUCUUCUUGUGUUACUAAUUGCCUGAUUGUUAAUUUUUAAAUGUCAGCGUAGUUUUUGAUUCCGAUUCAGCUAUAGCUUUGUAAACUUGUCGAUGGUAAUUUUAAGUCUUUCUUUCACAAUAAGAUCAAUGCGGGAUGUAUUCCAUAUACAUAUUUAACUAAUCUCACUGUGCAAGUUGCAAAGCUUUGUUAAGAAAUUCAAUAAAAAAUUAGACAUUAAUGAAUAAACGAAAUAUUAUUCUGCUUCGUGUGUAACAUCUGCAGGUACAUUUCACUAACGAAAUGUGCAUAAAUCUAUUGAUUUCAUAAGUUAUCUGUAUUUAAGUUUAUGUACCUAUUUUCAACGGGUUGUACGUUUAAAAUUGUAGGGUUUGAUGUUUGAGUAUUCUAAAAUAUCUUGUAUCCCAUAAUAGUUGGUCAUACCGCAGCAGAAAAUGAGCGGUCUAUUGCAUAUAUCCAUAGUAUAUCCAUAUCCGCACACUUUCACGCUUUCUGUGAAACAUUGGUAAACUUAGCACCUUCUGUACCAAAUAUACUAUAACCCAAAAAGUGGGCUGCUUCUGAAUCUCAUUCAUUAAGUAUUUAUGUUUAUUUACCUAAAAAAAAAAAACAUUGUACUAUUUUAAACGUAAUCACGUACUUGUUAGCAUUAAGAAUCUGUAAUUUAACAUGGCUGCCUGCCUAUACUAUAUAUUUUCUCGCGUGCUCACAUAAUAAUUUAAUCAAAAGUUAGAUAGAUAAGUUAAAAACGUCCUAUUCAUAAUUUUGAAUGUCGUUCACGAUGGUUCACGAGGUGGAAAUCAUGCGACAUCAGACCGUGAAAAUAUUCUUGAAUCAGGUUGUUGAUAUUUAUAUUGAAACUUUUAACAAAUUUUAAGACAGGAACGUUAUGAAUAAAUUACUCUUAGACAUUAUUUAAAAAUAUAGGUAGGUGAAAAAACCACGUGAUAAAUAACAGUAAAAUAAAUAAAUGUAUUACUUUUUAAGAUUAAUUUUAGAGUAAAUUAAUUUUUAAAUUACUUGGUUCUGUAGUUCUUAGGAUGUAUUAUUAUACAUUUCUUCUUUAAAUCGUAUAAUAUCAUCUUAUAUUAUUAAUGAUAUUGUAAUGAUAAUAUUAUUGAUGAAUUUUGUGAUGAAAUAAAAUUAGAAAAAUUGUUCAUGUCUUUAUUAUAUUCGAAUCGAUUAAUAAAUUGUAAGAACAUAAAAAAA